ACACACACACACACACACACACAAAAUGGUCCUUGUGGUGAGAUUAAUUUGUUUAAACAUGGAAGGUUUAUUAGACUAUAUAGCCUGUAAUAUAAUUUAGUAAAAACAUUUAGGGUAAAAGCAUGUGUGCACAUAUUAGUUGGCAUAAAAAUGAUUAAGGUAGGGAAAAAUGCUUUGAUUUUGACAUCAUGUUUGACAAAUACUGUUAUCCUAUUUGAAGUUGUGGAGUUGACACUGUUGCAGUAUCUAUAUCGGAAAAGUAGUCCCCAGGUUAGUUUUUAUCAUAGACUUGUUUCACCUCUGCGAAGGUGUUGUGGUGAAAGCUGUUCCCUGUGCAGGAAAUAUAAUUUGGGAAAAAAGCAUCAGAUAGUGAAGCCAUGCAAAAUUAUGCAAUGAUGAGAAAACUUCAUUUGCAUGUCAAAAAUACUGUUUCUUUCUUUCCUCUCGCAAUGCAUCACAUCUUGUUCCUCUAUCUCAAUGACUUUCCAUCAUCACUCGCUCGGUGCACAUUCAGCUUGUCUGCCAGCAAGUUUGCAGCAUGGAACAACUCAACUCCACUGUGGUCAUAUCUAACAUCUCUUCCUCUCCUGGAUAUCCAUCUCCUGCCUCCUGGGACUUUAGGAGUCUGGCCCCCGCAGUGGUGCUGUCCCUCUCUUUCCUGCUGGGAGUUCCUGGAAACAUCGCUGUGAUCAUCCUCAGACCAAACUGGCAGCAGAUGUCCAGAUUAAGCCAGAUUUUGAUGCUGAAUUUGGCCAUAUCAGACCUGAUCUCCCUGCUCCCCCUGCCCCUGUGGAUUUACACUUUAUUGUGCAGUUGGACACUGGGACUUGUUCUCUGUAAGCUCCUAGCAUAUUUGGCAUACUGCAGCCUAUAUAGUAGCCAAAUGACAGUGACAGCGCUGAGUGUCCAGCGCUACCUGAAGGUGGUGUACCUGCAGAGGUACUUCCAUCACGUAGGAUUAAAGAAGCUGCUGGCUCUGCUCUGGCUGGCUGCAAUGAUCCUGUCCAUCCAUGCUUUGGUGCAUCAACAGUUGACCCCAGACCAGAACUGGACACGCUGCAGGACUGGCUACUCUUCCCCGGCCCAGCAGGAGGCCGUGCUGCUGACACAGACCCUGAUGGGAUUUCUUUGCUGUUUUGUCAUGGCAUUUUCAUACAUCGGCCUUCACAGAAAAGUGAACCAGGCAGCUUUCUUCAACAACCCACAGACCACCCGGCUGAUCACAAGUAUCAUCGUGUCCUUUAAUGUUUUGUGGAUGCCAAAUAAUAUCACAAGUGCGCUUGGUGUGGCUGCUAUUUCCCUCAAAAACGAGGGCCUGUUGAAGUUUUAUAUGGACAGCAAGAACACUGCUGGAGCACUGGUAUUUGUGAAUAGCUGCCUGAAUCCACUCCUUUAUGCAUUUGCAUUUAGAAGCCAGUGCACUGUGUGCCAGAGAGGAGAACAUUAGUACUGUUGAGUGGUAUUAAUCUUCUCAUCCAACUCUCAAAACAGGAAUAAGUUUAUUGCAUUAUAAUUAGCUUCAGAGUUUUAGUAACCACGCCCUGAUCAGAUGGGUAAAGCCCUGAGUUGGAAUCCAUCAUGGUGCAAUCUGAGUGACUCGAAUCUAAUUAUAAUUAGAAAAGUAAUUUAAAAUGCUGGAUGUGAUUUAUAGGCAUCAU
This is a messenger RNA of Etheostoma spectabile (orangethroat darter), 1658 nucleotides long. Its product is annotated as leukotriene B4 receptor 1. Bases 539 to 1447 code for a protein of 302 amino acids. Gene Ontology annotation, biological process: immune response; positive regulation of cytosolic calcium ion concentration; cell chemotaxis. NCBI's taxonomy places the organism in Eukaryota, Metazoa, Chordata, Actinopteri, Perciformes, Percidae. Gene Ontology annotation, molecular function: C-C chemokine binding; C-C chemokine receptor activity. The transcript has a single exon. The record is from RefSeq and is a predicted model, not a curated record. Gene Ontology annotation, cellular component: membrane; external side of plasma membrane.